ACCAUAGAAUCUGUCCACAGAAAGCGUCUGACAAGCCUGAUUCAUCUGUUCAGACAAAAGAUACGAACACGUACAAACCAUUAGCUCUACCAGGGUCGUAGUAGUAGUACAUUCAACACACACAAGGACAGGAACUGAACUCUUUGGAUCUCAAAUUCCAAAACUCCAAAUUAGUUGAAGGUUUCAACUCAGAAGAGACUUGUUCUUUUCCUACAAUAUUAAUUGUUAUUUUAUAUUUUAUAUAAAAAUUUUUAUAUACAAAAAUCAGUGCUGUAUAUGUUGUGUUAUUGCUGUAGGGCAAUAAAACUGCCAACUGUCCAACUCAACACCAACUCCUCUUGUGAAUUAUUCAAGGCAUACCACUCCCCGGACCUAGGUAGAUAUUAGUGUCCCUGUUACUAUCAUUGGUUAGGACUAGAGGCGUUACAAAUCCCAUAUCAGUUGCAGAGAGGGAAACAACCUGUAGGAGGUUGAGAAGUGCAGAGAAAAAUGACAGAAACUGAAGCAGCAUGAGCUCCUUGCUCUCAAAUGGGCUGUAUUGGAGAAAUUUAGAGGUUAUCUGUUGGGGUCCAAGUUCACUGUAGUAACAGAUAACAACCCUCUGUGUCACUUGAACUCAGCAAAGCUAGGAGCCAUUGAACAACACUGGGUAGCCCAGCUAGCUCCAUUUGACUUUGAAGUCCAGUACUGUCCUGGUCGAUGAAACACUGCGACGGACACAUUCUUUAGGCAGCCUUUAGCAGGGGAAUCCCAGCCAAAUGGAGAUGAAGAGUUUGAUGGAUGCUCUCUUGAACAGCUAUACUAGGAAUUCCUGACAGUUUCUCGAAGAGAGUGGUCUCGAUGAUGGCAGUGGAUCUUCUAGACAUCCACAACAUCACACAUAACACUAGUUGACCCACACCUACCACAAGCCAAAUGGCCCAUCCAUUUUAUUUAACAUAUCUUUUAAAUAUAGGGAGGUCACACUCGAGAAUAUUGUUAUUAAGACUUUAAUAAUCAAUACCUGUUUAUAUCUUUGUAUGAUUAUGAACAGUUUUUGUGUUGUGUUUGAAAUAAAACAAUAAGUCUUGCUUCAAUGUGCCUGAUCUAUACUGGUGUACUCUUACGUGCGUUUGUAGGUGUUAGUUCUAUCGUGGUUACAUAAAAACGCUUCCAGGAUUCAUCCAUCCAUACAUGCAUAUGGUAAUACGAGUUGUGUUGCGCAGACAGGGGUCUCUGACCCCGAGGCGUCCAUCAUCUGACCUUUGACCCUGUCUUCACCAAUGAGGAAGUGUGUGAUUACUAUGUGCACAACCACAGUGAGCCCGGAGCCCAAGCUCUUUGUAAAGGAGUAGUAUGCGUGAAGUGAAGUGUUUAUCUUCUGCUGUGGCCUCAGUCAGGCCAGGUCGGACUGGUUCCCAGCUCUGUUUGGAGAAGCCUAGAAAAACAAAGGGCUGAAGCUUGGGUUUUUGGGUUGGGUCGGAGGGCGGGAUGCCUGGGUGACGCUGAGGGCAAGCAGCAAGAUUUAGCUGGAGCGCUAUGUUUCCAGAGUCUUGUCAGGCCCGAGGAGAGGUUCACGCUUCCACUUCCUUACCGGCUUGAAUUUAAAGUAAAGGCAGUGAAUUAGAAACUGAAAGAAAUGGGAGAGAAAGAACGUUGAAGGAAUGUAUAGAACGAAGAGGACGGACCAGAAAUGGGAGGGAAACGGCUGCUCCGGUGAAUAUGCUGAAUAUGUAUGACACAGCUGCCUCUGCUGGUCUAGACUUGGACUCUGAUCUCAUGUAAAAGGGCUUCCCAGGUGUGUGGACCGCUGCAGGGCAGAGGGACCAUGAACAGACACCUGGAGAGGAGAGAGUUGAAGAGAGACCAGUUAAAGAGGUUGUCUCUCGACAGCAGCCUACCGGAAUACAUGGACGCCAACAAAUGCAUCGAUGAGCUUCUCAAACAGCUUGAGGAGGAGCGCCGCAAUGUCCGAAGGGAAAAGCUGGCCGUGGCUCGCCUGCAGAGGGAAGUCGCACGGAGCAAGAGCGAAGGAACAAUGCGAGAAAAGCUGAUCCACGAGCUAGAGGAAGAGCGACGCCUGCGACUGGAGAGCGAGAAGCGUCUCCGGGAAGUGACGGAGGAGUCAGAGCUGGAACGGGCGCAGGUGGUCUCACUGCAGCAGCAAUUCUCCAGGAUGGAAGAGACGGUGCGGUCGCUGCUGCAGAAUCAGGGAGUCCUGGAGCAGACUGCGGUGGACACAGUGGACAUCAUGAAGGCCUACAAGGAUAAACUCUCAGAGGAAGUGCAGAAACAGCACGACGGCCCCGAAGAGAGCGGCUCCCUGCCGGCGACUCAAACGGAGCCAGACCCCGGGCCGCCUGGGCCGGCGAACGCCGAUCCUGAUGCCAGCCAAGCAGAAGAGGACAAAGACAAAACCAAGCUCCUUCUGGAGCGCCUCAAGGCCCUGGAGGAGAAGAAUUCUGCCUUGGCCUUGGAGAACGAGAGCCAGAGGGAGCAGUAUGAACGUUGUCUAGAUGAGGUUGCCAAUCAAGUUGUGCAGGCACUUCUCACCCAGAAGGAUCUGAGAGAGGAAUGUCUGAAGCUGCGAACUCGAGUCUUUGACCUCGAGCAGCAGAAUCGGGCGCUGGGUAUUUUGUUCCAGCAGAGGAUCAAACCCGCCUCGGACUUGCUUCUCCAGAAACUCCACUCUCGAAUCAUGGAUCUGUCUGCGGCAGAUUUGCUUCUGGAGCCGGAGAGAAGCAAGGCCUUCUUGCUUUCCAGGAAUACAGACUCUCCCUCUAAUGAGGUUCAGCUGAAUGGAAAGGCAGGUCUCCCUGUGACCAAGUGUCUGAGCCAGCUGAGUCUGACAGUGCCAGCGCCUGUAUACCCACGCAGCAGCUGUAGCAGUAGUGAGUUGUCCCUGUCAAGUGCAUGCAGUGAAUUCUCCAGCGGCUCGUACACCUGGAAUGAUGGACGCUCCUGUGGGAAAAUGUCAUCUCUGACCUGGGAGAAGAGGCUGAGUUUGGGUUCGUCAGCCCCUAGUAAUAUCUGUGCCCCCCUGGAGGAGCAGCUGCCCACAAGACGCAAGGAGAGCCACAUACUAGAGGGAUUGAGAAAGCUACAAAGGAGGAAACACAGAUCCUUGUCUGCAUCCAAGGUCUCCAAGUCAGGCUCCAAAGACUGCAUGAACUCAAACGAGGGCAUCUACUCCCUGGGUAUCAAGAGUAGCAGUAAAGGGGUGUCCAAACCUACCCACGUGGGUAGAACUUCAGCUGUUGGGGGCAAGAAGUUCUCUUAUGAUUCUGAUGAUGCAGAUGAUGAACUUGCACAUUCAAGUCGUGCAGAUAACAUCCCCACCAAGGACAACUGGUUUUACUGUAAGAGGCUCUCCCACAGCAUCUCAGACAGUUUGUGUAGCUGGGAGGGGAUACAGGACAGUGGAGGUGGAGGUGACAGCAGCUCAGGACCAGUGGCUACAAAACAGCCCUCUGGCUAUGACUCAAAAGAGCGUCCUGAGAAACUCAUGAGUUUCAUUAACAGUUUUCUCCCUGAGGGAGGGCGGCCAUCAGCUUUUAGUAAACCAUCCAUGCUGCAUUUCACCCCUUCUGAUGCAGAGGGUCCCAAUCACCUCUCUGACGUGGAUGAUCCAGAGGAACUCAACUCUGAGUCCAGUGACAUCCGAAUGUCCUUCAGCCAGCCAGCAGAGCAAACAGAGAGGGUGUACAGGGACGCUGCUAGGCUGCUCGCACACCAGUGCGUGCGAAGGGACCAGGGACGCACCCAGUCUGCAGAUGGGAGGCCCAGGCCUUUCAGCCUAAUUAAGGAACCUAAAGGGGCCAAGUGUACUCAGUCUGAGGAGAGCAUCUUGGCGAUAUUUGAUGCAGAGGGAGAGCCUAUUGAACUUUGUGCUCAGAAGCUUGCAGCAGGUGCUGGGUCUCGAAAUGACAUUCCAGGUAGCAAAGUAGUGGCUGAUUACACAGAACUAGUGCCCCAAGAGAGACCGACGAGGCAAAAAUCAACAAAUGUAAGAAACUACACUGUUCUUGAAUCUCCGGAGAAGCCGUCUGAAUAUCAGAUCAGGACUAGCAAAACAAGCAAUAGCAGGGAGGGCAGUGCAGAAAGGUUGUCAAUGCAGUUAACUCCACAAAGGAAACUAAUCAAACCACUGAGCAGCCGAGCUAAUAAAGGCCAUUCCAUCCCUCCCAUGACUGAUACUGCUGGUCCCAAGUCCAGUGGUUCAAAGAUACCCGGUCAUAAUAAAUCUUUGGGAUCCCCGCUGAGACUGUCUAAGGGCUCCACCACUGAACCAAGUAACAGUGGAAACUCAGGACCCUCUAGUCAGGAGAAAUCCCCCUCCUCCCCUACAGUUAAAAUGUCCAGGUUCAUCAAGAGCUCACAGAGCCCAAAGGCGGUAAACUCCAAGGUCCCUAGCAGGCCAGAAUGGAGUAAGGGCUCGUCCUCCAGUUCCCCACACCUCUCAAGGAGGCACCUGGAGUAUACUGACAGUGGCGAGCAGCCAACCAGAGACAAACACUGUGAAACCAUCAAAAAUAAACUCAGGUCCCCUUCUCCUCCCCCUCCCCCGGGCCGCACCACCUCCUUACUGAUCAGACCAAAUUACGAAGGGUCGCCUCAGGCACAUAAAAUAGGGGUGGCUCAACAAUCCACACCAAGCACUGUGAGGGGCCCUCCCCCAAGUUACCACACCUCACUUGUACCAAAUAUGCAAGCUACGCUACCCAUCAAGGAUAAAGACUGUUUAGACCUGGAUGCAGGCUACGGGACUGCACUUGCACCUCAGAAACUGGUUGACAAAACCAGUCAGCACCUUCAAAAGUCCCCCGCCAUGACUCAGACACCUACUAAAGGCACUUCCAAGCGGAUGACCAUGAAAGACUACCUCCCUUCUGCAAACUCAGGGUGUGCUCCAGAACAUGAAAAUGCACCUAAAAGCUCAAAGAAUGUCCCUCCUCCCUACAGUGCCCUCAGAGGGUCCUCACUUCAGAACUCAUUUGCAAGUAAGAGAGGAUCUACCCAUGAAAAUGUCCAUCAGUCGGUGCAGAAGACCUCUGUUGGUUUACCUAUAUCGCUUCAGGACACCCCUCAAGGUAAAACAGAGCCACAAAAUGGCAAAGCUGUAGUCAGCCCACCCAGCUCAGUUAUGCUUUCCCCUAACUCAGUGGAGAAAGCCUCAAAGACUCGCAUCCCAAUGGGGUUUAAAGCAUUUUUAAAAUCUCCCCCCAGCCAUAAAAAUAGUCCCUCUAUACCAGGCAAGCAAGAGAAAGAUCAUAUCAACUUAGUUUCCAAGGAGACUGUGACUUCAAAUGCUUCUACCCAGUGUGACAGCUUGCAGCCUGUGUACAGUAUUGAUUCACCACCUAAGAUGUCCAUUACAGAGGGGGAAGGUGAGGUUCAGUGUAGGUUACUGGAAGAGGAAGUAUGCGCUGCUGUUUUACCAGAGGAGGGGGACGUCUCCGAUAAAGGGAAAAGGAGUAGUCAACUUUUCUCUAGAUCCAUAUCUGUUACUACCAAACCUCAUCUAAAGCCGGCCUUGGGAAUGAAUGGGGCCAAAGCCCGUAGCCAGAGUUUCAGCACCAACUACAUUGAGAAGCCCAACAUCAAUGUUCUGGAUGGACCGGGAAAAAUCAGAACUCAGAUCAUCACUAACUCAGGCGAAAGGGGGAACUCUCUGUCAAGACAGAGUUCCUUGGAAGUGCCCAGUGUUGGGUUGGCAGAGAGCCCUGUCCACUCCCCAAGGUCGAGGCUUAGCCACUAUGGAGGUAUGACAGGGUCCAAUAGUCACAACAUACUCCCUGAAAGAACUUCUAAAUCAAACUCCAGAGGUGAGGGGUCACAGGGCACAGUGAAAGGGGAAGCAGUCACCUCACCCUCUCAAAAAGAGGUGCGUAGCUUACCCAUCACUGAUAGGAUUGGUUUGAAGAACAUCCGUAAGCCAGCAAAAGUUGCCUCUCAUCCACAGUUUCAGCCUCCAUCCUCUUGUGUCUAUAACUCAGAUAACCCAGCGAGAGAGACGGGAGGCAUAGCAACCACCCCUAAUGAGCCAGACUUCAGCAGAGAAGUCAAAACCCAGACAGACUCGCAAAACAAACCCCCAGAUACGGAGGAGAAAAAAAUCAGUCCAACAGCCUGCACUAUUGAAGAGAAAGUCAUGAUGGGAAUUGAAGAAAAUCUGCAGAAAUGUCAAGAGCAGGAGAAGGUCGCUGCCAGUGAGUCCAAACAGAAGACAGGCCCCUCGCUGGCAAACUGGUUCGGCUUCCGUAAAAGCAAACUUCCAGCUCUGACUGGUAAGAAAGCAGACUCCCCCAAGGGAAAAGAGGAGAAGAAAGAGUUAAAGAUUGGAUCAGUGCUUGGAGGCAAACAGAUGAAGUCUGACAAGAAGAAGGAUAAAAAGAAAAAUGAUAUCCCGCAGAAAGACAGUCAGGAGGCGCAGAAUCUGUCUGAGGUGAACAACAAGCUGAGCUCCAUCAUGGACCAUUGCAACAAUCAGAUGGGUCAGAUUACCAGUCAGAUCCAGUGUACGACAGCCUUUAUCGGCAAAGACCAGUUUGUGAACGAGCUUCUUGGCAGGACUGCUGUGAAGGGCAACUUUGUGGCUGCAUCACCGCCUGGGAUCUCUACACCCAAGAAACACAGCGAAAUGAAGGGAGAUAUGGAGAUCUGUCCAGAUACGGCUACCCUUAUAAUGACUCAAAAGAUCAACCUGAGGGCUGAAAAUGAAGAGGGACGCAUCCCAGACACUGCUUGUCAAGACCACAUGUUAGGCUCCGGCUGCCAGAUGAGAACCCUGGACAGCGGGAUCGGCACUUUCCCUCUCCCUGAUUCAGUCACCCGUGCCAGCGGUCGCCACAUCCCUAAAUCUGAAUCCAGCCCCGAUGGGGUGACCGCAAGCACGUCGGAGCUCGAUCGGGAGACUCCCUCUUCUCACCCAGACCCCUCACAAUCCGGUGUGAAAGUGCCUUCCCUCCCAAAAACCUGCCCGCAUGCCCCUACCAGCAUCGGUCACUCCCUUUCCGACCCCACUGUGACCUGCAGCAGCAACACCCAAGACGCCCAGAGCCGCCUGCCCAAGUUAGCAACUUCAGAUGCAAUCAGGACAAAGAGGUUGAGUCUUUGUGCCCCGCGUAGCAACAUCUCAGCUUCCACAGAGGACAAAGAGGACGAAAUGGAAAGGAAGAUGAAAUCCAAGGACCAUGAUAUGGCGGGUGAAAGAGCCCUGCAAGUGUGCACGUACUCGGGAAGCAGCAGCGACACCGAGACUGAACCCGAGGGAACCGGAAGCACUUUGGGCUCGCCACAAAGGACCCUGAUCAACAGAACCAAAAGGAAUGACGCAGUCGACCAGAAUGAGGAGACCCUGAAGAGAAGCAGCGUGGAGAAAUCCUUGUCCAUCAUGGACUACUACCAACACGAUAUGUUCUCUCAUCUGGAGAAGGACAGCAGGAGGAUUUCCCAGUACAACUUGUUGCACAAAGAGUCAUCGCUCGAUGGCAAAGCAGGGGACAGACUCAGUAAGGAGAUCCCCCUGGAGAAGACGCCCGUCUGUACAAACCAGCCGGGCUCUCUCGACUUCUCCUUGGAGUCCCUGAACAAGCUGAAUCACAGCAGCUCCAGCAGUGGCAGCCUCUACCCGGACACGGGAUUAGGCGGCCGCAGAGGCGACUGCCACCCUGAUGCGGGGAAGAGCGGGGAAGACUGCUGCAGGGUGGACGAGCCCUCCUCCUCCAGUUUCUCCAGCAGGCCUGGGGCCGAUCCCGUGGGCUCCCUCAGCGACUCGCUGUACGACAGCUUCUCCUCCUGCACCAGCCAGGGCUCCAACGACGUGUAGGAGCGACGAGUAAGAAGGCAGGGCUGUAGUGACAGAGGCUCGAGUCUGGUUAUAAGUCCACUCUUCCGACGACUUAGACUUGACGUGUUCUUGGCCAAUAUUAUAAAAUGUAAUUUUUUCUCUAGAUGAUUAAGAUUUGAUUGUUUACUUUCAAGCAAUGCAAACAGUUGAGAGGACUUUCUUCUUCAUUCUGAAAUUCCAUGCAUCGAUUGUUUGGAUGUUGAAGGGUACAGUAGGCCUGCAGAAUGCAUUUUUAAGUAAUUUGGAUUUUCGUUGAUCCUUAAGACCCCCCUAAACAUUAGUUUUUGCAUUUGCAAGUAGAAAAUAUUCAGUUUAUUCUCUGUUCUGUUGUUGGCCUUGAAUAAGACUCAUGUUUGUUCUGGCUUUGACCUUCGCAAUCCCUUUUGGACCUGCUUUUGAUUUAAGCUCAACUCUCAUCUCGGAAAUGACUCAGACGUGACUAUCGAGUCUUGACUACAGCCCUGCCGCAACAUGAAGAGCCCUGUACUCUCUCUAUACAACAAGAAGCACUUACUGGAGCUGGAGACACGAGGAUGAAACCUCAACCUGAGCACCAAACCGGGACAAUAAUAGUUUGACUCUGGGUGUGGUGGACUGGACAGCAAUACAUAACAUUGUCUCAUUGCAAUUUGUAGUGAUCUUUUUCCCCAUGCUGGGGAUCUUCUUAUCAUUGCACUGUAACAAAUACUGUACAAAGUUUGUAAGGAGUGUAAAGUGAACGAUUAUUCGAGCAGUGAUAAGCAGGGCGUCUUUUUGGGGCAACGCUGAUGGGCAACAUUGGCGUACAGUUGCUUUGAUUGCAUUGAAUCCAAGGUCUCGUUUCAUGUUUUGCUGCUAAGUGUGUUUUCCAUCAAAUUUGCCCCAAAAAAAUUGCUCAUGUGGAAUCACAAUCCAUAAUAAUACACCUGGUUCAUCUUUGUCUACUUCUUUUUUUGAAGCAAUAUCUUUAAAACCACAUAACAAAUCAAAUCAGGACUUCACCUACUAUUCAUUCUUAAAUAAUUUUAAAGGAAAAACCUUUCGGCAGUUGUCUUCGUGUGUGAGCAGAACAUUGCGGAAAAAAUGUUCUUUCCCAGUUAAUGAAUGACAAAUAUCCUCAUUCAGCUAACUAAACAGAUUUUAGCAUCAGUUUAUCUAAUGAUGUCAACUGAGACAAAGUGUUUCCAUGUGGUACACUCACUCAUAAGACGAUGUUUCAGUGUCUGAAUGGUACCCAGGUACAGCAAACGACCAACUUUUUUUUUUGGCUUCAACGCAUCCAGCAUCGUUGUUGGUAGCUCAGGGAACAUACUGGACUAAUGUAGAUUGUAAGAAUUAAAAUGCAGCCAUCAGAAUAUUUUGUUGACAAAUAAAAAUAACAGUAAUCUUUUUUUCUUUUUUUUUUAAAGCUCCUGAUGCAAAACUCCAGAAUCCAGACAGUCUAUAGUUCGUAUAGUCUCAUCUCGCUUUGCAUACCUGAACUCUCCAAACCUCAGUUUUCCUUUUUUCAUAGUUGUAUAUUAUGUUGUAUAUAAAAAGUGCUAUAAGUUAAUAUCAGAAUGGGCAUUGCUGAUUGAUAUAUGCAAAUGAGAAAAAUAAACAAAAAAAAAAAAGAUGUAAAUUGUUUGCCAAUCAUUCAACCAAGGUUUUAAGUCUACUGUUUGAAAAUGGCAUGUAUCUUUUCUUAUUGAAUUCUUUAGGGGUUCUUGUUUUUUUUUUUAAAUCUUUAUUUUGAUCAAUAAGAGCUAAUGCUAAAAUAUUUUAUCACUUUAUUUUAAAGACAUAUUUGAACUUUAGGUGAAGUUAUGCCAAAUUUCUAUCUGGAAUUUGACCAGCUGGUGCUAAUCAACAGAGCCGACUGUGUGUUUCAAUUUUUCUAUGAAACUGUUAAUAUUGUAUGAAGAGAGUCUGAAGAGGACUUGUGUAUUUUUCUAGAUGUCCAGUAUUUAUACCCACAUUUUGUACUGUCAAGACUGUAGUGUGAUUGUCAUGCUUCACCUCUCUCCUUAAAUGUUCCUGGUUCCUUUGUAAAGAGAAAUGGUUACCAGCAGUGUUACUUUGGUAAUUAUUAUUAAUAUUAUUGUUAUUAUUAUUAUUAAUAUUAUUACUGUGUGCAAUUUUGUCUGUUACACUAGACUUUAAUGCUAUAUUUUAUGUAACUUUCCUAAAUAAAUAUGAGAAACUAUUUCCUAUUUCAAACUGA
Thunnus maccoyii (southern bluefin tuna) is the source of this 10010-nucleotide messenger RNA. Its product is annotated as nck-associated protein 5-like. The transcript has 20 exons. The record is from RefSeq and is a predicted model, not a curated record. Gene Ontology annotation, biological process: microtubule bundle formation; microtubule depolymerization. NCBI's taxonomy places the organism in Eukaryota, Metazoa, Chordata, Actinopteri, Scombriformes, Scombridae. Gene Ontology annotation, cellular component: microtubule plus-end. Bases 1808 to 7807 code for a protein of 1999 amino acids.